Lindgomyces ingoldianus is the source of this 1129-nucleotide messenger RNA. RefSeq lists its product as uncharacterized. The record is from RefSeq and is a predicted model, not a curated record. Gene Ontology annotation, cellular component: nuclear exosome (RNase complex); nucleolus; cytoplasmic exosome (RNase complex). Bases 13 to 957 code for a protein of 314 amino acids. Gene Ontology annotation, biological process: poly(A)-dependent snoRNA 3'-end processing; nuclear mRNA surveillance; rRNA catabolic process. The transcript is spliced from 2 exons. Lineage: Eukaryota; Fungi; Ascomycota; Dothideomycetes; Pleosporales; Lindgomycetaceae.
CUUUUUCGCACAAUGAAUACAGAUAGAAGAAGAAUAAAUGCCCCGAGUGGCGGGACUUCCGCACCGAUUUUCUCCAGGACUGUUAAAGAGUCUGGAUAUCUUCAAUCGCUGCGACCGUCGCGAAUCAGAGCUCCGCAUGAGCUCCGCAACAUCUACCUACGAACUGGAAUUAUCCCCUCCGCCUCUGGCAGUGCCUACCUCGAAAUCCCCCUUCCCACCCCGUCCUCGCCAACAACCUCCCUCAUCCCCCCGCGCUCCUCUCUAAAGCUCUCUUGCUCAAUCCAAGGACCCAAACCGCUCCCACGCAGCGCCCCAUUCAGCCCCUCUCUUUUGCUUACCGCAACCGUGAAAUUCGCCCCUUUCGCCUCCCGUAACCGCCGUGGCUAUAUCCGCGACUCUGUGGAACGUGACAUAGGCGUACAUCUUGAGACAGCACUGAGGGGGGUCUUGAUUGGGGAGAGGUGGCCGAAGAGUGGGGUUGAGGUCAUUGUGACAGUUAUUGAGGGGGACGAAGAUGGGUGGUGGGGCGAUGCUGUUAUGGGUGUACAUGGAGGUACGAAUGGUAGUGGAUGGGGCUUGUUGAACGUGCUCGCAGGUUGCAUCACGGUCUCGAGUGCCGCGAUUGCGGAUGCGGGGAUUGAUUGCGUCGAUAUGGUGUCUGGUGGCGUGGCCGCUAUGGUGAGGAAUCCUCAUGCAACUGGAAGAGAGGAGAAGGAAAAGCUAGUCAAAGUGCUGGAUCCCUGCCCUUCGGAGCAUCAAGAUAUUGUUGCGGCAUGUGCGGUUGGAUAUCUAGCUGCAAGAGACGAAAUCACCGAGGUCUGGAUGAAAGGAGACAUCGGAUUCAGCCAAGAGGAACUGGUGGAUGGAGCAACCCAUGCCGCACUUGGAAGUCUGUCGGUGCUCAAGGAAGUGUUGCUCGAAUCCGUCGAAGCGAAAUUUAAGGGAGAGGGAUCCUAGGAGUCAGGAGGCUUGAAGAGGAUGACUCUAUCACAGCAUGUUGAGUUGAUGAGCUUAGCAUCUUUGUUUUCUUUCCUUCUGGGCUCAAUGUGAUCUUGGCAUAGCGUUGGCGUUUCUGCGAGGGAUACCAAAAGAUGGUCGGGCGGCUGCUAUAUCAAAAGCGGUGGACUAG